AGCUUUCACUCUGUACGCAAAUAUUUAGUUAUUUCCUCUUCUUGAUCAGUUUAUUGUAACCUUUUCUCUUUUGGUGUAACCUUCCUUUUAUCAAAACAAAAAACACGGUCUAUUAGUACAAGUAUACGUACACUUCAAAAAAACUUUCAAUCCGAUCGAAUCAAUCAUGUUGGUUCUCAAGAAGUUUGUUAUGGUAUUGGGGGUGGUGAUGCUAUGUAUUGUAGCUUCGCCAUCAUCAGCAGCAGAAGCACAGCGUACUGAUCUUGGUUUCCUCUACAACGGCUUCAAAGAUGCAGAUGCUCAUUUUAAUUUCGAUGAUGGCGUAGCGGACAUCACAUCCAAUGGCUUAUUGAGGUUAACCAACAACUUCAAUAAUACGUAUCAAAUAGGUCAUGCUUUCUAUUCUCGUCCAUUUCGAUUCAAGAAGACCAUUAAACAAAAUUCAUCUUCAUCUUCCAAUACUAGUACUGGUGGUAGCGUUCUUUCUUUCUCUACUACAUUUGUCUUCUCUAUAAUACCGGAAAAUCGAGGUUUAAGUGGUCAAGGAAUUGCAUUUGUUAUUGCACCUAAAGGAGAGUUACCAGGAGCAAGAGCAAGCAUAUACUUAGGGUUAUUUAAUUCAACAAACAACGGAAGGUUUGAGAACCACGUCCUUGCCGUGGAAUUAGAUACCAUCUUCAAUGAUGAUUUCGAUGAUAUAAAUGGUGAACAUGUAGGUAUCGACAUCAAUAACCUGAACUCUACUGCAGCGAAAUCUUCCGGUUACACAGACAAUAACAGAAGGUUUCACAGCAUUAGCCUUAUAAGUGGGGAUCCCAUUCAAGUUUGGAUAGAAUAUGAUGCGGUUUCGAAGAAGCUUAACGUUACAUUAGCUCCAAUAACAGUGUCUAAACCUGAUACGCCACUGUUGUCUUACGACAGUGAUCUUUCAACAGUUAUCUUAGAGGAGAUGUACGUUGGCUUCUCAUCAUCGACGAGUUUCGUAUUAACAUCUCAUUACAUAAUGGGAUGGAGUUUUAUGAUUGAUAAUGGAACAGCCGCUCCCAUCAGUGCUUCUCAACUCCCCGAUCUUCCUAAAAGAAAGGCUUCAAAAUCAUUACUCUUCGGAGUUGAAUUGCCAAUAAUUAUCCCAGUUAUUUUGCUAACAUUUAUCAUUGGCAUCUUAGUCGUCGUGAGGAAAAUCAGAAACGAGAAAUUUAAAGACGUGGUGGAGGAUUGGGAGCUAGAUUAUGGGAGGCAGAGGUUCUCAUAUAAAGAUCUAUGCAUUGCCACAAAGGGAUUCAAGGAGAAAGAACUUCUUGGCAUUGGCGGUUUCGGUCGGGUAUACAAAGGUGAGCUACCAACUUCGAAAACUGAAAUUGCUGUCAAAAGAGUCUCCCAUAAUUCAAAACAAGGAGAAAGGGAAUUCAUAGCAGAGAUCAUUAGCAUUGGUAACCUUCGACACCGAAAUUUGGUACAGCUCUUGGGCUAUUGCAGGCGGAACAGAGAACUACUUUUGGUGUAUGAGUUCAUGCCAAAUGGAAGCCUAGACAAGUUUAUCUUUCGCACUUCGAACUCAACCUCAACAUCUCCUGUUCUCAGUUGGAACCAAAGAUUUCAAAUCAUCAAAGGUGUUGCAUCUGGAUUAAUUUAUCUGCACGAAGAGUGGGAAAAAGUUGUGAUUCAUAGAGACAUCAAGGCUAGUAAUGUUUUAUUAGAUGGUGAAAUGAAUGCAAGAUUAGGCGAUUUCGGUCUUUCAAGAUUGUAUGAUCGCGGAACCAAUCCUCGGACGACUAAUGUGGUUGGCACUCUGGGUUAUAUAGCACCGGAAAUGAUUAAAACCGGAAGAGCAACAACAAGCUCGGACGUUUACUCAUUCGGUGCUUUCUUACUCGAAGUUGCAUGUGGCAGGAGACCGAUAGAGAUGCAUAAAUCCGAGACGGAGGAGGGUGAAGUUCUUGUUGAUUGGGUUUUAUAUUGUUGGAGAAGCGGUAGAAUACUACAAACAAGUGACCCAAAUCUUAUGAAUGAAUAUGUAGAAGAAGAGAUGGAAUUGGUGUUGAAGAUAGGAUUGUUAUGCUCACGUAAUAACCCAAAGGCUAGACCAAGCAUGAGACAAGUGAUGCAAUAUUUAGAUGGAGAUGUGUCGUUUCCUGAAACUGAGUUGUGGCGACUUGAUUAUGAUGACCCUUCCAUGUCGUCGAGUUCUGGCGAGCGUCCAUCCCAUGUCAUCGAAAUGGUGUCUCUUACAACGAGUAGUCGGUCGACAUCAGUUGCAGAGUCGCUCCUUUCUGGUCCAAGGUAGUAAUCGAUAUUUAUUAAUAUUAAAACGAAUGUAAUUAAGAUUGAUAACUAAUGUAGAUAAU
Molecule: messenger RNA, 2345 nt
Organism: Papaver somniferum (opium poppy)
Lineage: Eukaryota; Viridiplantae; Streptophyta; Magnoliopsida; Ranunculales; Papaveraceae
Product: L-type lectin-domain containing receptor kinase IV.1-like
Exons: 1
Coding region: 167-2284 (705 amino acids)
Biological process (GO): protein phosphorylation
Cellular component (GO): plasma membrane
Molecular function (GO): carbohydrate binding; protein kinase activity; ATP binding
Source: RefSeq, a predicted model, not a curated record